Messenger RNA from Tremella mesenterica DSM 1558, 1118 nucleotides. RefSeq lists its product as uncharacterized. The transcript has 8 exons. The record is from RefSeq and is a predicted model, not a curated record. Bases 33 to 1118 code for a protein of 361 amino acids. NCBI's taxonomy places the organism in Eukaryota, Fungi, Basidiomycota, Tremellomycetes, Tremellales, Tremellaceae. Gene Ontology annotation, molecular function: 5'-flap endonuclease activity; DNA binding; 5'-3' DNA exonuclease activity.
CAAUUCUGAAAUAGAAUCAGCGAGGAGGAAGAAUGGGUAUCUCAGGUUUACUCCCUAUGCUCAAGGGUAUCCAGGUAGAUGGUCAUAUUUCUCAUUUCAAAGGCAAACGUUUGGCAGUGGAUGCAUACGUGUGGCUCCAUAAAGGUGCUUUUGGAUGCGCCGAGGAUCUCGUCAAAGGCAAAAAGACCACAAAAUUCGUCGAUUAUGCCAUGCACCGUGUUAGACUUCUCAAGCAUCAUGGUAUCACCCCGUUUAUCGUCUUUGAUGGAGGCCCUUUACCAGCCAAGAAAGGGACGGAAGUUUCACGAGCGAAAUCCCGAGCUGAGUAUCUGGCUCGAGCACAGUCCAUGGAAUCCCAAGGACGAUGGAAAGAAGCUCGAGAAUGUUACACCAAAUGUGUAGAUAUCACCCCGGAGAUGGCGUACCAGUUGAUAAAGGCUUUACGCGCCGAAGGAAUAGAGUAUGUCGUGGCUCCAUAUGAAGCGGACGCCCAGUUGUGUUUUUUGGAGAGAGAAGGAUGGGUUGAUGGGAUCAUCACUGAAGAUUCGGAUCUUCUAGUUUUUGGGUGUAAGCAGGUUGUCUUCAAGCUUGACCAUAACGGUCAAUGUGUCUGGAUUCAUAGAGAACGUUUAGCCUCCAUCCGUGAUUUCCCCAUGCACGGCUGGACAGACCAUCAUUUUCGUCGUAUGGCGAUGCUCAGUGGCUGUGACUACCUUGACUCCAUUCAAGGCAUAGGUAUCAAAACUGCCCAUCGUUUGCUCCGAAAGCAUAAGACAGUCGAGAAGGUCCUUCAAAAUGUCCGAUUGGACGGGAUGAAUGUGCCCAAAGAUUAUGUCAAAAUGUUUAACCAAGCCGAAUUGGCUUUCAUCCACCAACGGGUGUAUGAUCCGGGUUCGAAACGUUUGGUUCCGCUGAAUGACUUUCCAGAAACGGGCUUGAAUGAGGAGGACGAGAGAUGGGUCGGGCUGUACGUGUAUUCUUCCAUGCGCUCUAGUCAAGUGUGGCUGAUCUCCGAGGGAUUUGGCAGAGGAUAUCGCAAGAGGGGUAGCCACUGGAGAUCUACAUCCAGAGACCAGGGACAAGAUCCAAGAUCUCUGGCCGGACUUCAUGCCAAGUAG